CAACUUCUUGGAGAGCUCCCUGUUCAUGGUAGGGGAGAUCGGAGGGAAUGACUACAACGCAGCUCUCCAUCAGGAUCUGCCAUAUCACAAACUCAUAAGGAUCGUCCCCCGUGUAAUUCACGCCAUCUCCUCCACUAUCACUAGGUUGAUCGGAAUGGGUGCAAAAACGUUGGUGGUCCCCGGAAACCUGCCCAUCGGCUGUAUCCCGGCGUGGCUCCGGCAGUAUCGCCGGGACGACCCCAGCGACUACGACAGCAACGGUUGUCUUCUAUGGCUGAACCGGUUCUCCGAGUACCACAACGACCGCUUGACGGCUCAAUUGAACCGUCUCUCUCGAGUAUACCCCAACGUUACCAUCGCGUACGCUGAUUAUUUCGGGGCCGGGAUGCGGAUGUUCUCCGACCAACGCCGGUUCGGCAUCAGCGAACCUUUUGUUGCUUGUUGCGGAGCCGACGGGCAUGGGUGUGAGUCGACCGGACCGGUUUGCAAAAACCCGGAGAAAUACGCUUCGUGGGAGGGGUUCCACCCGACGGAGGCAACUUACAAGGCCAUUUACGAAGGUUUGGUCGACGGACCAUUUGCGAUUCCUUUACUGACGAAAAAAUAUUGAUAUCAGCGAGCACAAUAUUUCAAGUGUAUUAUAAUAAUACUCGUCAAUGAUUCAAAAUAAUGAG
Messenger RNA from Zingiber officinale, 674 nucleotides. RefSeq names its product GDSL esterase/lipase At1g28600-like. Gene Ontology annotation, molecular function: hydrolase activity, acting on ester bonds. The transcript is spliced from 3 exons. NCBI's taxonomy places the organism in Eukaryota, Viridiplantae, Streptophyta, Magnoliopsida, Zingiberales, Zingiberaceae. The record is from RefSeq and is a predicted model, not a curated record. Bases 26 to 610 code for a protein of 194 amino acids.